Molecule: messenger RNA, 678 nt
Organism: Schistosoma guineensis
Lineage: Eukaryota; Metazoa; Platyhelminthes; Trematoda; Strigeidida; Schistosomatidae
Source: the annotation of a GenBank genome assembly
AUGACUACCCCAACUAUAGACGCGAUGCAAUUAUCAAGUAAAUAUGAUGUUUCGAAAUGGUCAGCAGCCAAGAUUUUAAGUAAUGAAAGUAAAAUACAUGAUGAUAUGUUAAUAGGUGCUUUUCACGAUACAUAUUUUAAUUUGACAACUAAAAUAAUGUUGUCCUCACAUUGGGCCACGAACUUCUGUAUCUCUCAGUCAGCGUUAUUCUUAUUUAUUGACGAUGACUACCUACUUCAUCCAAACAAUACGAUCAAUUUGAUAAGGAAAUUUAGUUACUCUCGAAUGAAAUCACUUGCGGCUGGAUCUGUAUAUUUUGGGAAAGUUGACAGACCUAGAAACGGAUAUGGUGGACGGUGGGCAGUUUCUUACAAUGAAUACCCAUGGGACUACUAUCCACGUUAUUUCUUAGGAAUAGGUUACUUUUUAGGAGCCGAUGUUGUGCAUGAUGCAUCGUUUGCAAUGUCAUUCACUAAACAACUGCGAAUCGACGAUGUAUAUUUAGGUAUUAUUUUAAAAAGACUUAACAGAACACUAACACAUUUAGACAACAUUCAUAUCCAUCCAGGAAAAGAUCAGUUGAAAUCAGGUGCAUUUAUGAUUACUAGAUAUUUAGCUGAAAAUCAUGUGGAUUGGACAACUGGAUUGAUAAUAGGGAAAAAAGGCACACAGCAUUGA